Messenger RNA from Humulus lupulus (European hop), 1068 nucleotides. Its product is annotated as E3 ubiquitin-protein ligase RSL1-like. The transcript is spliced from 3 exons. Gene Ontology annotation, molecular function: ubiquitin protein ligase activity; zinc ion binding; ubiquitin conjugating enzyme binding. Bases 1 to 1068 code for a protein of 355 amino acids. Lineage: Eukaryota; Viridiplantae; Streptophyta; Magnoliopsida; Rosales; Cannabaceae. Gene Ontology annotation, biological process: protein polyubiquitination; positive regulation of proteasomal ubiquitin-dependent protein catabolic process; ubiquitin-dependent protein catabolic process. The record is from RefSeq and is a predicted model, not a curated record. Gene Ontology annotation, cellular component: ubiquitin ligase complex; cytoplasm.
AUGGCCAAGCAGAUGAAUAAUCUACAAAGCCUAGUGGAGACGCAUAAAGCCCAAAUUGAAAGAGGGCAAAAGACACAGAAGGAUGUUAAUGCCCUCCAAGCUGAAAGGUUUAACACCAUUUGGGAUGACUCCCCAUGCCACCCAAUAAUGCUUAGAACAAUGAAAUACCACUUGAAAACAAUGUACAACGAAACCAUGGUCCACAAGUUGUCGUUGAACAACCUCCGUGAUGCCUGUUCCCUCAUCUACAAGCGGUGGCUAGCCCUAGAGCGCUCAGCCACACCACGCUCCGAAAACGGGCAGUCUUCAAAUUCCAACAAUGACUCAUCUUUCGUUUGCGAGAUAUGCGCGGAACCCAAGUCUGGAAGUGAGUCGUUUAGCAUCAAGGGUUGUAGCCAUUCUUACUGUUCCAGGUGCAUGGUCAGGUACGUUGCUUCAAAGCUUCAAGAUAACAUUACGAGAAUCGAUUGCCCUGUUUCUGGUUGUAACGGGUCAUUGGAGCCCGAGUACUGUCAUUCGAUACUUCUCCCAGAGGUGUUUGACAGGUGGGGCACGACGUUGUCUGAGGCUCUGAUUCUUGGGACUGAAAAGUUUUACUGUGCGUACAAGAAUUGCUCAGUGAUGUUGAUCGAUGAUGGAAAAGAGGUGAUAAUGAACUCGGAGUGCCCAAGUUGCUAUAGAAUGUUUUGCGCGCAGUGUAAGGUUCCUUGGCAUGAAGGGAUUGAGUGUGUGGAGUUUCAGAAGUUGAAUAAGGACGAGAGAGAGAAGGAAGAUAUUAUGUUGAAGAACCUUGCUCAGAAUAAGCAGUGGAAAAGGUGUCCAACCUGCAAAUACUAUGUUGAAAGAUCAUCCAGUUGCUUGUUCAUACAAUGCAGGGGUUUACGUGCCAUUGGGAAUGGAUGUAAGAAGCUAAAAGAUCUCACUCUAAGUGACUGCUAUUUCCUAAGUGACAAGGGUUUGGAAGCUAUUGCCACUGGUUGCAAGCAACUUACUCAUCUUACAGUUAAUGGUUGCCACAAUAUUGGUACUCUGGGACUAGAAUUCAUUGAGAAAUCCUCCUUAUGUUGA